AUGUCUACAGUCAAAACUCUUGUUGCUGUGGAAGUAAAGACGGGAUGGCCCCUAUUUCAAUUGGAUGUUAAUAAUGCUUUCUUGUAUGGUGACUUAGUUGAGGAAGUAUAUAUGAGGCUUCCUCCUGGUUUGUCUGUUUCUUCCCCACCUUCUUCUUCCCCUUUAGUGUGCAAAUUGCAGAAGUCUCUUUAUGGUUUGAGGCAAGCAUCCAGGGGUUCAGGUGAUUCUUUGGUUACUAUAGCUGUGUAUGUGGAUGACAUUGUCUUAACUGGGACUGAUUUGCAUGAGAUUACUGCUUUAAAGGUUUUCCUUCAUCAGAAGAAAUUUAUCAAUGAUUUGCUAAAGGAGUUUCAUUGUGAUGUUUGUACCCCUAUUGUCUGCCCUCUUGAAUUGAAUGAGAAAUUAAAGGCCUCUGUUGGUGAGCCUUUUCCCAAUCCUAAAGUCUACAGAAAUCUCAUACGGAAGUUCAAUUUUUUCACUCUCACCAGGCCAGACCUCUCAUUUGCUGUGCAACACCUUAGCCAAUUUAUGCAGAAACCUUGUGUUCCUCAUACGAAAUCUGCCCUCCACCUCCUGAGGUAUCUGAGUGGUACUUCUGAUCCUGGGAUUUUUCUUAAUAACUCCUCAUAUUUUUCUGUUCAGGUUUAUUGUGAUAGUGAUUGGGGAUCUUGUCCUGAUAGCAGAAGAUCAGUGACGAGUUUCUGCAUCCUGUUAGGUGGCAGUUUGGUUUGCUGGAAAUCUAAGAAGCAGCUGGUUAUCUCUCUUUCUUCAGCUGAAGCUGAAUAUAGGUCUUUGAGCAAG
Messenger RNA from Nicotiana tabacum (common tobacco), 801 nucleotides. The record is from RefSeq and is a predicted model, not a curated record. NCBI's taxonomy places the organism in Eukaryota, Viridiplantae, Streptophyta, Magnoliopsida, Solanales, Solanaceae.